Messenger RNA from Rotaria sp. Silwood1, 825 nucleotides. The record is from the annotation of a GenBank genome assembly. Lineage: Eukaryota; Metazoa; Rotifera; Eurotatoria; Philodinida; Philodinidae.
AUGGAUACAACAUGGAAAAAUCGUCUUCAAGAAUAUUGUCAGAAAAAAAAGAUUUCAUUGCCGAAUUAUCGAAUAAAAAAUCAAUCUGGUCCAGCACAUAUCUUGAAAUUUCAAGUUGAAGUCGAAGUAGAUGGUCAUUGGUAUCUGGGUGACAAUCUGUGUUCAUCAAAGAAAGAAGCAGAACAAUCGGCAGCUAAAAAAGCAUGGGAAGGCUUACUUGCUAGAAAUGCAAGUUCAGUUUCAAUUCCACUAUCUUCACAAAAUUCGACAGUCAUAACUGCUGAAGAAUAUUCAGAAGAACCACCACCAUACUCUCUAGUUGCAUUAGCUGAUUCAAUAAACCACUUACCUGAUCAAUUUAUGGAUAUCGAAAACUUUAUAGCUACUAAAAUUCGCGCAUUCAAUGGGCGAAUUCGUAAAAUAUCACCACCGGAUUCAAAAGGACGAUAUAAAUUUGACAUAACUGGUUCUUAUCGUUAUUGUGAAAAUGUUCGACGACAUCAUAAAAAAAAUCAAAUUUACUUCAUUGUUGAUCCUGUUAAAGGAACUUAUUUUCAAAAAUGUCAUGAUCCAGAAUGUUAUGGUUUUCAAUCACCCAUACAUUACAUUACAGAUGAACAAACAACACUUUCUGAUUCAGAAGAAACAAAUUCUCUGGAUAAAUGUUCAUAUUGUAGAAAAUCUCUUACGUCUCAAAAUCAAAGUAAAUGUGAACGUUGUGGAGAAGUAUUUUGUAUCGAUUGUUUACGUCUUUGUGAAUUAUGUCAUGAUGCAAUUCAUUGUGAACGAUGUUUUGAAUCAUGUUUUGAUUGCCAUGAUUCAUGA